UUUAUUUAUUUAAAAUAUGAUCACAUGCUCCUCCAACCGGUUAUUUAAGGCUUUUCUAUUCUCUCAUUCCCCUCAUUCAUCAGCAAUGGCUUCUGUGAAUGUACUCUGGUCCAGUUGUGAAGUCUGUUCAAGAACUCUCCAUAAACGGUGUUGAACUGCCACACUAUUACAUCAGGCGAGAAGAUGACCGGCCUGUCAAAGCUUCUGCUCCUACCUCUCCAAUUCCGGUCAUUGAUCUUGAGCUUCUCUUCUCAGACUCUAAAGAGAAAGAGAUGGAGAAACUCAGGUCAGCUCUCAACUCAUGGGGCUUCUUUCAGACAGUGGGCCAUGGGAUCCCAAGCUCUUUGCUUGAUGAGGUGGGCAAGAUAGCAAGAGAAUUCUAUAAUCUUCCACCCGAGGAGAAAAGAAGAUACUCCACAGCAGUAGCAAAUGAGGAUGGUGAGGAAGGGUAUGGGAAUGAUGAUCAAAUUCCUGUAGAAAACCAGAUUAUAGAUUGGUCUGAUCGUCUCUAUCUCUUAGUACUGCCGGAGGAUCAAAGGAACACUACUCACUGGCCAGACAAUCCCACCACUUUCAGGAAAAUCUUUCAUGAGUAUACAAUGAAGAUCAAGGUGGUGGCCCACCUAAUCCUAAGGGCAUUAGCAAAUCUGGCCAAUUUGGAGGAAGACUACUUUGUGAAGGAGUUUGGUGGCAGGGCCAACCUGUAUGCAAGGUUUAACUACUACCCACCAUGUUCACGGCCCAAUCUUGUUCUCAGCAUCAAAUCCCACUCCGAUGGAUGCGCAAUCACCAUCCUUUUGCAGGACAACUCGGUGGACGGUCUUGAGGUCCUCAAAGAUGGAAAAUGGAUCAAGAUUCCCGCCAUUCCUCACGCUUUGCUAGUCAACAUAGGCGAUCAGUUGGAGAUAAUGAGCAAUGGAAUAUUCAAGAGCCCGGUACAUCGAGCUGUCACGAAUUCGGAGAAGGAGAGGAUGUCUGUGGCCAUGUUCUAUGCGCCGGAAAUGGAGAAAGAGAUUGGGCCCGCAGAUGGAUUGGUUGACAAUGGACGGUCCACAUUGUACCAGAAGAUGAAGGUGAAAGAAUACAUUGACCUCUAUGAUCAAUACUACUCACAAGGAAAGCGGGCCAUUGAUGCGGCCAAAGUUUGAUUGUUCAGAGCAAUGGCAUUUUUAGAUCAUGUAGUGUAGUUGUUCGGAGAGAGGGUGGUUUUAGUAGUAAUUUAUAAGUUUGGAUCUAUGGCCCAGAUUCAUGCUCCCCUGAUUAAGUGGGCCCACUUUGGGUCCCUUAGGUUGGGUUUGGCAUGAAAAGAUCUGUUAAUAAAUAAGUGGGUAGGGCCUCAUGUCCCUUGUUGUUUUCUCAAUAAGCUGGCUUUAAAUAAAUUUCACGUUUCCUUGAGA
Magnolia sinica is the source of this 1397-nucleotide messenger RNA. Its product is annotated as jasmonate-induced oxygenase 4-like. The record is from RefSeq and is a predicted model, not a curated record. The transcript has 4 exons. Lineage: Eukaryota; Viridiplantae; Streptophyta; Magnoliopsida; Magnoliales; Magnoliaceae. Bases 99 to 1148 code for a protein of 349 amino acids.